AUGAUGGGACACUACCUUUUCGAGACGACAGACCCGGUCGUCGAGCUUCUCUGGAACAUCGCCAUCGCUUGCUUCGUCUUCCGCAUCGCGCUGUCGUACUUCUUCCUUGCCCUCACACCGAGCGUGCUGUUCUCGUGGGCCAUAUACAAAUAUCAGCAGCAGCAGCAGCAGCAGCACGGCCUCACAGCAACACAGGCUGAACUCGUGCUCGUUUCGCUGCAAACCGUCGUCGGCGCAGUCUUCGCCCGCCAUGUUGUAGUUGCCCACGACCUGCCGCGCGUGCCGUGGCUCCGGCUCGCCGUUGGCGGACUGGCGGCGGCAUUCCUGGCCGGCGCGGAGGCAAUUCUCUGGCUCAUGCUGUACGAAGAAGGGUAUGGGGGUCAGGUCUGGGAGGCGGAUGGGAGUUGGUUGAUAGCGGUACUGGUUGGGCUAGGGGUAUUUGCUGCGAUGCCUGCCGCGUUGAUGGCAGUCGAAAGGGAGGGGAGGGCGCCAGCGAUCGAGAAGCAGCGGCGAGCUGAUGAAAAGGGAGGAGUUUGA
Messenger RNA from Colletotrichum graminicola M1.001, 537 nucleotides. RefSeq lists its product as uncharacterized. The record is from RefSeq and is a predicted model, not a curated record. The transcript has a single exon. NCBI's taxonomy places the organism in Eukaryota, Fungi, Ascomycota, Sordariomycetes, Glomerellales, Glomerellaceae. Bases 1 to 537 code for a protein of 178 amino acids.